Molecule: messenger RNA, 1248 nt
Organism: Cucumis sativus (cucumber)
Lineage: Eukaryota; Viridiplantae; Streptophyta; Magnoliopsida; Cucurbitales; Cucurbitaceae
Exons: 2
Coding region: 160-912 (250 amino acids)
Source: RefSeq, a predicted model, not a curated record
AUAUGUACCGUUUCUUCUUCCGCACUUCACAAAUCUUCGUUCUUCAGCGGCUGUUCUCCCGCCAAUCUCAUUCCGUUGCAGUUCCGUUCGUAAUUUUGCAUCUUCACUCACUGAAGCUACGGCAAUAUCGCCCACAAACGCAUAGCCAUUGGCAUUAGCAUGGUCGAGGGGUCUAUUUCUUCUCAUCUUGACAGUGGACCAGAAUCUAAAGAGCAAGUCGAUGGUCUUACUCCUGAAGACAUUGCUUGGGUUGAUUCUUGCCUGAUUAAAGAGGUACCAGAUAUUUCAGAUGGCAAUUGGAACGACAUAAAGGAUGCCUUGUUAGAAAUCAUUGACCUUUAUCCUCAAGGUUUUGAAUCUUCUCUUGCUCUGAGCGAUAAUGUUCCAGGAGCUAGUAAUGGCGACAUCGAUGUAGACAUGCUUCCUUCUAACAAUGUGAAGGAGCUUACAUUCUCCUCAAGAGAUAGUGAUGAUCUUAUGAACGAAACAAGAAUGGUGCCAGAAGAUCAUCCUAUGAAUGAUACAGGAAUAGCUUCGGAAGAUCCCCAAAUGCACCAUGAUGACAUCGAUACUUCUCUGCCUUUUACUCUUGUCAAAAAUCCAUUUUUACCAACUUACAAAGAGGAAGUAGAAGGGAAUGAUGAGAAUAAUCAAGCUGGAAUUGGGCAUGAAUUAUCAGAAAUUGGAUCUGAUUCGCCAAUCAAUAAUAUUUUCCAUGUCUGGGAUUUGAACUUUCCUCCAGUCGAGGAUGAGCUCGUGGAGCAGCUGAACAAAGCCCUUACCGAAAAUUCUGUUGAAUUAGUCCCUUCAAUGGACAGUAAUCUUGGUGUGUCGAAAGACUUGAAGGAAGAUUUACUUGAUGACUUGAUCAAUAGCAUUUCUGAUCUAUCUUUGGAACAGACUAAAUACUAGGGAGAUAGUUGUUCUGGAGCCACUGACUUGUGGAAGUUCAUAUUCUCGAAUCUCAACACUUGGCACUCUGGUCGUAAUUUGAAAUGUGUCACAUUGGAAUAGGGGUGAUUUUGGAGAUAGUAGCCUCAGACGAUAUAGUUCUACAAUUUUUAUAGUCAAAUUAGUGGGAUAUGUGAAUACCUUUUUCUCUCCCAAAAUCUGAUUGACAGGUUUUCUCAACAAUGAUGUAUUAGCAAUUAGUACAUUUAAGAUGUGAUUUCAUGGACAGUUAAAUGCUUGCUUAAUGACUAAUUUUGUUUUCACAGAAGUAAUUAAUAAAUCUAGUAGAUUGUUGAA